This is a messenger RNA of Ceutorhynchus assimilis (cabbage seed weevil), 1105 nucleotides long. The record is from the annotation of a GenBank genome assembly. Lineage: Eukaryota; Metazoa; Arthropoda; Insecta; Coleoptera; Curculionidae.
AUGUCUCAGUUAUCUAAUUUUAUAAUAUUCGCCAAUAUCCUAUUGGCCAUUAGUUCAAAUGUGACCGCUAAAAAUGAUUGUGUUAUAAAAGAAUUUGACCAAGUUAAUGCAAUACUUAAAAGAUGCACCAACAUAGUAGUGGACAGUUUGGUUGUUCCUGGAGGACAACAGUUGCUUCUCCGAUUAACUGAAGGUUCCACUCUAGCGUUCAGAGGUACUACAAAAUUUGGGUUUGCUGAAUGGAUAGGAAAUUUGGUAGUUAUCACGGGAUCCAACAUUACCGUUUAUGGAGAAAAAGAUUCUCUACUGGAUGGUCAAGGCCCUUUAUGGUGGGAUGGUCAAGGUUCAUGGGGCAACGUCACAAAACCAAAAUUCUUCAGAAUCAAGAAUACUAAUAAUUCAAUUUUCUAUGAUAUCAAUAUCAAAAAUUGUCCAAUGGGUUGUACGCAAAUUGAACAAAGUGAGAAUGUAACUUUAAGAAAUUUUAAAAUCGAUAUUUCGGAAGGAGACGAGGGGGGUGGCGCCUGAAAAUAAAUUCGGCCACAAUACUGAUGGUUUUGGGAUUUCGAAAAGCCAAAAUAUACUUAUUGAAGAUGCAGUAGUUUACAACCAAGACGACUGUGUAGUUGUAAAUAGCGGUAAACAUAUUACUGCAAGGAAUUUGUUUUGCCAUGGAAGCCAUGGAUUGUCUAUAAGCGUUAAAGGAUCAGUAGUUGAGGAUGUAUUAUUUGAAAACUGUACUGUUACCAAUUCAGAAAAUGGUAUACACGUCAAAACUCGUACGGACGCAGGAGAUGGUUUGAUAAAAAAUAUUGUGUAUAAAGACAUUACUCUACUUGACUGCACAAUGUUUGGCAUAAGUGUACAGCAAAAUUACCAAAACUUGCCACAUGGGCAACCCCAAGAUGGACCUCCAGGUAACAACAUUCCCAUCGUUAACCUAAAAUUGUCAAAUGUUCGUGGAAAUGUUUUGGAUGAAGCUGUUCCUGUAUUCGUUUUGUGUGCCGAAGAAGGUUGUUUUGAUUGGAAAUGGGAAGGAGUCAAUAUGAAGGGUGCUCGCAGCAAUAAUUGUACCGGUUUCACACCUGUGGGUUAUAAUUGUUAA